CGCAUUUUCGGCUGGUUUGAUUCAUCCAUUUUGAAGAGACGGGGGAACGGGGGGUUCGUCGGAUCCAGGGCCCCUGACUCCAAGAGCAGCGGAGUUUUUGAGAAGCCGGCAGCUCGGGGUUCGGCGGCAGCGGUCGCAGCGGCCGAAGCUCGGGGGGGGUGGGGCGCCGAGCGCGCGGGGUGGGGGGGGUCCCGGGCUUUGGCUUCUCGACUAGGUCCCGUUUCGACAGCGAACAUGUCUCGGCCUGUCAGAAAUAGGAAGGUUGUUGACUAUUCACAGUUUCAGGAGUCUGACGAUGCAGAUGAAGAUUAUGGAAGAGAUUCAGGCCCUCCUGCUAAGAAAAUUCGGUCAUCUCCCCGAGAAGCUAAAAAUAAGAGGCGAUCUGGAAAGAAUUCACAAGAAGAUAGUGAGGAUUCGGAAGAAAAAGACGUGAAGACCAAGAAGGACGAUUCUCCCUCAGCAGAGGACAGUGAAGAUGAAAAAGAAGACCACAAAAAUGUGCGCCAGCAGCGGCAGGCAGCAUCAAAAGCAGCUUCUAAACAGAGAGAGAUGCUCCUGGAAGAUGUUGGCAGUGAGGAAGAGCCAGAGGAGGAAGAUGAGGCACCAUUCCAGGAGAAAGAUUCCGGCAGUGAUGAAGAUUUCCUAAUGGAAGACGAUGAUGAUAGUGACUACGGCAGUUCAAAAAAGAAAAACAAAAAGAUGGUUAAGAAAUCCAAACCUGAGAGAAAAGAAAAGAAAAUGCCCAAACCCAGACUAAAGGCCACAGUGACACCAAGUCCAGUGAAAGGCAAAGGGAAAGUGGGCCGCCCCACAGCUUCAAAGGCAUCAAAGGAAAAGACUCCUUCUCCCAAAGAAGAGGAUGAGGAACCAGAAAGCCCCCCUGAGAAGAAAACAUCAGCAAGCCCCCCACCCGAGAAGUCAGGGGAUGAAGGGUCUGAAGAUGAAGCCCAGUCUGGGGAAGAUUAAAAGUGGUGGUGGUUGGGGGAGAGAUUUUAUUAAAAAAGAAAAAAGAAAAAAAAAGAUAAAGAGAGGGGGAAAGAGAACCUACUUAAGAUAAAACGUGGUUUUGGCAAUGGCUCGACUCGUGGGCUUUCAAUGCUUUCCUCCAUGUGGUGGAAUUCUCAGUCUCUUUUUCUCCCUUCUUUCUAAGAAAACCAUUGUAUGUUUAAGUUACCUUUUGAUCUAUGGGUUUUCUCUUUGCCACCCUGCCCCUUUCCAAUGAAAGCCAUGUCAAAUUAAUCACUGGAUUGACUGCUUCAUCUUUUUAUUUUUAAAGGAAGGUUUGUCACAGUUGUAAAGCAAUAAGAUUUGAGUUAAACGCUAUGGAAACUGCUUUUUCUAAACUAUCUGAAGUUGAACAUAAGCAAAACAAAAAAGGGUCAAGUAAAAAAUGAUGGACUUUUCAGAACAUCAGCUGUCAUCUAAUCGGAGAUGGUGUGUCUGUGAAAACAAGUAUGAUUGUCUUGGAAAUCAUGACUUGACAUGUCCCCUGAUGAGGCAGGGAUAAGAUAAAGAUGAAUUCUGAAUUAUUACUAAAAGUACUCCUAUUUUUUACCUUGGGGCAGGGGGAGGGGAAUGGACUUCCCUGGCCUUAUUCGAGGGUGUGGGUUUUCUUUUUUAUUCCAUCACCAGUAAUCUCAAAGAGACGCGGAGCCAUUGAUCCUUUGAGCUCACUCUAGUCUUUAGAGAGCUUAAAUUAUGAAAUCAGGGGCCACCAAAACUGAACUCACUCUUGAUUUCUUAUUUCAUUCUCUAGUUCAUGUUUUAAAAAUAUAUAUGUAUCCUUUUUUAAAAAAAUAAAUUUUAACCAAGGAUCAAAAGAAAACCCCACCCUAGAAUUUAAAUGGCAGAAUGAAUCUAUAUGAAUUUCUUCUCAAACUGACGGUAUUUAGGUUUCAAGCAAAUAAAAUUCCAGUUAAUGUGAAACUCGGUCACAAAGAAAUGAGAUUUUUUUCCCCCCUUUUUUAAGCUCUAAGUGUAUGCUCAGACUCCAUGAGAGCCACGCUCUGUUUUUAUUUGGGGAUGAACAUUUUCCUUUUCAUAUUCUUGCCUUCCUAGAUAGAAACAUGGGAAGUACAUCUAGCUUCCUGCUGCUAUGUAACACACUGCGCUCCCUCCCCCAGUGCCUCCCAGCUCCACUCCAGGAGAUGGUUCUCCUGACUCUGCUCUCCUGUCACUUCCCACCCUUUCCUUGAUGGGAGUGUGUUAAAUGCUGCUUCCACAUUACUCAGUUUGCUCGCAUCCUUUUUGCCCUGCUUACUACUCACAUUAUUUAAAGCAGAAGACUGGGCCUCACCAGAAUGAAAGGAAUGAAGCGUUUUAGGAGGCAGACAUGCAGUGGAUAACACAAUGCACAUGCCUUAGGAAAAUGGGAUGGAUCUGUAGGGUUAGCCCUCCACAUCCUAAUGCCGCAAGCAGGUAGAAGCAAGGUUUAGGGGUCCUAGUAUUCUAAGAAGUUGAUAAGUUAGUGACGAUUUACUUACGCAUUUUUCCUGCCCUUUUAAUCUAGCUGUGUUUCCUUACUACCCUAUUUGUGUGAUUUUUUUUUUUCUCCUGUCUCAAGUGACAGCAUGUUUUUUCUCAGACAACAUGGAUUUCUUGCAGAUUUUCCUAGACAAAGGGUGAUUGUUUCUGGAAUCUUUUUACCCUGGUUUUAAGACAGUUUCAGAAACAUUGUUACUUUUAACUCUUCUGCAUUGAUAAGAGUGAAUAGCGAGCUUUUUAGUCACAUAGCCAAAAAGUACAGGAUUUGAGCCCGAGUAGUGGUGGGUCUGUUAUCUUUCCUGGUGGUUCAGUUUGCAGCAGUGGACUUUGUCAUGAGGGUGUUGUAGAUUGUUCUGUUUGCUCUAGUGGGUUUGCCUAAGUUUCCAGUUUUAACAGCUUUGUGUCCAUAGAGUAAAAACAAUUUCCAGUGUUUCCACCAUGCACUUCUUCCCCCCCUUUUUUCUUUUUUAGGGGCUUAUAAUGUCUUACAUUCCUAUUAACAUUUGGGCUUUUAUUAGGUUUUAGUUUAUGAAGAUUGAAAGGGAGGGCUCUUUUAAAAUUUUAGCGUGUGUAUGUGUGUGUGUGUAAAACAGCCUCUUUAUAUCCUGCUCUGACAUUUCUCAUUGUCAUAUGCACACAUAUAUACUGGUAAUUCUAUCUUCUAGAUUACCUAUACGUUGGAUUAGUCUUUUUUAGGACUCCUUUGAAAAUUAAUUCAUUAAAUGGAUGAAUGUGUCAUUUUUCUAGUCGGCUGGACAGAAGUAUCUGCCUCCGUGUAAAGCAGUCUCCAAAUGGCCUUGGUGUUCUUCGGUUUUUAUGGGUGGUUUCAAAUCUAGUCUUCCCCUCAAAUCUUUCAUGCAGAUAGGAAGAUAGUUGUGACUCAACUGGAAACAGGUGCUCAGUAGUCGGGCUUGGUAGUGAUGUCAGGACGCACUAUAGCUAGAGGCCUGUAGUGACUGGCCUGGCCUGGGGCACCGCCCUUGACUGAUCUUCCCCAUGUUGUCUGUGCCUAUGGUGAACUGAUGGUAGCACUUACUGUCUUUGCAAAGCUCAGGUUAGGGGACGUUCAGUUUGAAGGUGCCUGUGUUGCCAGAGUUUCCUAGGUUGACCUUGACAAAAGUGGGCAUCUGUACUGACUGACACUACAUUUUGGUUCCUAUGCCUCUUUUUUCAUACCCCUACCCGCCCCUACAGAUUUGGGUAGCUUCUGUCUCAGCUGAUCCUGCUGCUGCUGUUGGCUCUCAUCUCAGAAUUGUUGGGGGCUCUGCGGGUGACACAAAGGAUUUGUUUUCAUUUUUGUCGUGAUGGAUUUGUCUUGUGUUCUUGCCUCGUUAAAAUAUCUCUACGCCAUCUUGAUUCCAUAAAGGACAGUGAUUGUUGUCAUUCUUGGGGAGUGAUGAACGGGAAUCUUUACAUCUUGUAUAGUAAGUAGUUCAGUUCCCUUGAAGGAGCUUUGGUGGUGAAUUUCUUUUUCACAAUAACUGGUUUACCCAGUUCAGAAUCAUAAAUGACAUACUUUUGUGACAGAUUCAAAUAGCAUUUUGUUACAGAUAACAAAUCAAGAGUGGAAUUGAAGGUUAUAAAUCUAGUAAAAGUGUUUGACAUUCUUGUGAAUUUAAUCAGCUAAGCUGAUGAAUUUUUUUUUAAAUCUGUGAUCUCUCAAGUGAACUAGUUUCUCUUAGAAGAUGCUUUGAGAGCUAUAGAGAGCAAGAGUAGAUUUGGAUCUCACAAGCAAGUGGGAAAGCUUUAAAAGAGAUCACAGCUUCUGUUGCUUUUUGUAAUGAGGCACGGGCCCUUCGCUGGCAUCCUCAGAGGCUGUGCUGAGAACAAAUGACCACCCUAGGAGUUGGGGAAGAAGAUGCCGAGGUCAUGGGCUUUGUGAUGUUUAGACUGAGAUACUUACCUAGAACAAGUAAUAUCUAUUUCCUGCCUGCUCUCAAGGGUUUAAAAUUGUCUCUUUCUCUAUGGAUGAAGCUGCAUUUAUUUGAAGCGAAGAGUAGAUUUAUUGACUAUUGGGACAUCAAGCUGUCUAUAGCUAAGUUUCAAUCUUGAUCUGUUUUCCCCUCGUCUUGGGUAUACUCAAUACAACAUGAAUCUUUUUUAAUCCCAAGUCCAUAAAUUACACUUUUUUCAUAGCCUAAUUCACAAAUUCACAGUGGUGCUGACUGUGUAAUAACCACUAUUGGGAAAAAUCCCAUAAACCUGCCUGUUGCCAUGCCAAUGGAGCGACUAAACUGGUGACAUCUGUGUGAGCAUGCUUUGUGUGGCGGAUAGAAUGCCACCAUUGUGCAUACACUUUAUACAUCGGGGUGAAGGGAGGGUUUUCUAGAUUAUGGGGGGAGGGUAAAAUUGGGUUGCUUUUGUCCCUUUUUUGAUGGAUGUGGGUAUAGUAUUCAGUUUAUGCCCUAAAAUAAUAUGUAUAAACCUCCCCCUUGAAAUAUUGUUUGUGUGUGUGUGUGUGUGUCUGGGGAUGUGUGUUUGUAUAUGUCUGGCUGUUAAACCUUUGUCUUAAGGAAAUUAGUGAAUUCCUUUCUUUUUUUUCCCCUCCAGAAGUAUUUGUUACAAGAUUUGUAAAUAAGAGCUCUACUUAGUUUGUUUACCAUGAAUGUGUUGCAGCAAAGCUUACCUGAUUCCUGUAAGAUGUACGGAGACUCUUAAGACUUGCCAGGUUAGGCAGCAGCCAAGUUCUCAAUAAUUGUUCACCUUGCUUUGUCUCUCAGGCUUUGAUUUUGCCAGCUCUAAAACUCCCAGUCUUCCUUGAUUUUAGUCCUUAAUCUUUUGUGUUCCGAGCAGGAAGGGUAAAAAAGAGGAAGAGGGACCUGCUGAAGCGUAUUAACAAAUGAGAUCGACCUUUCUUCACACUGCAGUGUCGUUAGCCAGGUGAUCAGACACCAGAGGGUUGGGCAUUCUUGCAAUACCUUUACAGUGCUGAAAUCUGCAGCAUGGUACUAAGAAAGUUAAAGUUUGAAUGUAACCACUUUAUUUAAAAGUUAUUUUCCUUUAAUUUAAAUGAAACGGGGUUGAAGUGAACAUGAUUUGUUGACCAUGUUCGUGAAUUAUAGAUGCAACAUGCAUUGGUAGAAUCGUGUGAUGGUCUUUUGUGAUACUUAAUUUUUACAUAUCCCAGUCUCUGUAGGUAUCUGCAUAGACAAAGAAAAACAAAACCCCCGCUUCGCUUUUACGGAAGGGUUUCCAGGGCUGCGUGUCUGCUCCUGUGCUCUGUUAAGCACGUGUAUCCUUUGCUUGUAUUUUGUAUUAAAAAAUAAGAAAAAGAACCUUUACUGUUGAGCAUGUUGGCAUUGUCCCCCUUUAUUUUUUUCUCUUUUGGGGACAUUUUGAAGCAAGUUAUUCUUUUUCUGUUCUUUUUUUCCUUUUGUAAACUUUUUUUGGUUUUGUUUAAAAAUGGCUUUAUAAAAGGGCUUUUACAACCCA
This is a messenger RNA of Ochotona princeps (American pika), 5916 nucleotides long. RefSeq names its product nuclear casein kinase and cyclin dependent kinase substrate 1 (gene NUCKS1). Gene Ontology annotation, biological process: interstrand cross-link repair; double-strand break repair via homologous recombination. Lineage: Eukaryota; Metazoa; Chordata; Mammalia; Lagomorpha; Ochotonidae. The transcript has 7 exons. The record is from RefSeq and is a predicted model, not a curated record. Gene Ontology annotation, molecular function: single-stranded DNA binding; double-stranded DNA binding. Gene Ontology annotation, cellular component: cytoplasm. Bases 235 to 966 code for a protein of 243 amino acids.